Molecule: messenger RNA, 1513 nt
Organism: Carassius auratus (goldfish)
Lineage: Eukaryota; Metazoa; Chordata; Actinopteri; Cypriniformes; Cyprinidae
Gene: aqp8a.2
Product: aquaporin 8a, tandem duplicate 2
Exons: 6
Coding region: 48-821 (257 amino acids)
Biological process (GO): transmembrane transport; water transport
Cellular component (GO): plasma membrane
Molecular function (GO): water channel activity
Source: RefSeq, a predicted model, not a curated record
CUGUCCAAAUGUGAAUCUGAGUUACUCAAUGCACUGGAUGGUGCACAAUGUCAGCGCAGGCAGAGAAGCUAGAGCUUGAAGAGCUGGACAAAACUUUGCUAAAGAAGAAUGAACCCAAACCUCUGGGCAAGUACGAGAGAAUAAUCCAGCCAUGUGUUGCCGAGCUGGUCGGCACUACAUUUUUUGUCUUCAUCGGCUGCGUGUCUGUCAUUGAAAAUGUGGAGGCAGCCGGACGACUACAACCUGCACUUGUCCAUGGAUUGGCAGUGGCUGUGCUGGUGGCAUGUAUGGCAGAAAUCAGCGGAUCCCAUUUUAACCCUCCAUUCACCAUUGCUAUCUGGUUAUGUGGUGGAAUUCAGCUGACGAUGGUUAUUCCUUACCUUAUCAGUCAGCUUAUUGGAGGUGUGCUGGGAGCUGCAAUGUCAAAGGUUAUGACAUCACACAAGAACUACAUGAAUGCUACUGGAGCGGCCUUUACUAUUCUUGAAUCUGACGAGCAGCUGGGCAAAGUUGUGUUCGCUGAAAUGGCCAUGACUUGUCUAGUAACUAUGGUAGUGCUGCUGGGAGCUGUCAAUGGAAAGAGCAAGAGUCCCCUGGUGCCCUUCAUGGUGGGCUGCACUGUUAUUGUCAAUAUUCUGGCAGGAGGAGACAUUUCUGGCACCUGUUUGAAUCCUGCGAGAGCUUUUGGACCUGCACUGAUGGCUAACUACUGGGCUUAUCAUUGGGUUUACUGGGUCGGUCCGAUAGGGGGAGGUCUGGUGGCAGCUGCUCUUGUGAGACUUCUGCUUGGAGAUGAGAAGAUACGAGUUAUACUGAAAUGAUACUGGAGCACAUCAGCAUCUAACUGCAUCAGGACACUAAUGUCUAAUCUAACAGCACAUAUUGCAUUUAAAACUGUGAAUUAGUAUUUUUGACUUUUAUAAACAAUGACCAACACUUUAUCUUUUUUCUCCCCCCAGUAUAUGUCAGUUAAUUGUCUUUUGAUAAUGUUUUACAUUAAAGAGCCUGCUCAUCUCAAGCUGUAGUCUACAGUACAGUCUAUUUCAUAUUCUUAUAUUAUCUGUGUGUCAGUAUUGCAAUUUAUAGUAUAGUAUAGUAUAUUUGGUAGAGACCAAACAAAUCAAGUCCACUGUCCACUUUAUCAUCACUUUAAGGGUUCCCUAUCCUUUCCCCAGACACUUCUUAAUGAGUUGGUUGUUUGCAGGAAGGUAGAUCUCCAGGAACAGUACUGGACACCCCUGAAAUAUAGUCACACUUUAUUUUAAGCUUCUCACUAUUAACUACAACUUUUGCCUCAAUGAACUGCUAAGUUGCUGCUUAUCAUAACUUAGUAAGGUAGUUGUUAAGUUUAGGUGUAGGGAAGGAUUAGGUGAUCUAAAGUUAUCAUGCAGAAUAAGGCAUUGAUAUGUGUUUUGUAUGUAGUAAUAAACAGCCAAUAUGCUACAACUGUCAUAUGCAUGCUAAUUAAUUGUGAGAAUUGCUCCUUAAAAUAAAGAGUUAAGUUGUCACAAGG